GUUUCGUGACGCGCAUAGCCCCUCGGCGCGCGACAACAGUUUUGGCGAGCAUGUUAGCUCGAAGCGGAGUUGGCUCCGCGAGAAAGCUCCACCCACCUACGCCUCUGGCAGGAGCUAUCAUCCUGCCCUCGCAAAAUUGUUCAUUCGACGAAUUGUUGUUUGGAUAUAUAGCACGGCAUUGUACUCGCUCGCAAUCCGGUAGCUAUUGUCUGGGUGCUGAAGUGUGCAGGCUCGAGGCAGUGGGAUUUUGCUGCAAGUCGCAACAUACUUGGCUGGCUUCGCGACAUUCCCUCUUGCCAAAAUCCAGACGCACAGACGACCAGCAACUCCGAAGCGAUAUGCGAUAGCAGAAGAUCAAGUCGCAAACACAGUGUGCAUGGCAGAGAAGAUGGCAUCAGCAGCGCAGCCGCAGAGCCCAAAUCUGGUGAUUCACAUUCUAUCGCAACAUGUCAGAACGGAAGCAGAUUGGAACUCGCUCAUCGAGUCGAACUUCGCGCCAAAUACUCAAUGGACUGCAAUCCAAAACAGACUACUCGAUUCUAGCAGUUCCGACUCCACCAAAGCAGCAGGCAAAGUCCUCGAGAUCCGAGCAACACUCACCCUCUCAAACCCCAACGAACGAAUAACGGUCGACCACUGCAAAGCCCUCCGCAACUCCGAAGCCAUCCAACAUCUCCAACAAGCCGAGAAAGUCGAAGUCGUGCACCAGCCUUUCGACCUCUACCUCGACCAUAGAACACCCGGCCUAGCAGUCUUUGAUAUGGACAGCACCCUCAUCCAGCAAGAAGUCAUCGACGAACUCGCCCGAGCCGUAGGCCGCUAUGACGAAGUCGCCGCCAUCACCGAAGCAGCCAUGCGCGGCGAACUGGAUUUUGAAGCCUCGCUACGAGCGCGAGUGGGCAAGCUGGAAGGCGUCGAUGCCAAUAUUUGGGACAAGUUGAAGCGGGACGUUAUCACGGUCACUCCUGGUGCGCGACUGCUCGUCAAGGCGUUGAAGGGACUGGGAUGGAAGACGGCGGUGCUUAGUGGAGGCUUCACGCCGCUUGCUUUGUGGCUGCGGGAUCAGCUUGGGCUCGACUAUGCGCAUGCGAAUCAUUUGGCUCUCAACGAGGCGGCGACAUUGCUCAGUGGGAAACUUGUGCCGGGGAGCAAGAUCGUGGACGGGGUCGCAAAGCGGGAGUUACUGAUUCAGCUGGCCGAGGAGAACGGCAUUCCGCUGAAGAACGCCAUUGCAGUGGGAGACGGCAGCAAUGACUUGCUGAUGAUGUCUGCGGCUGGCUGGGGAAUUGCCUUCAACGCGAAGCCGAAAGUGCAAGAGGCUGCUCCGGCCAGACUCAACACGUCGAGUCUUCUCAACAUUAUGUACUUGCUUGGCUAUACCAAUGCCGAGAUAGCAAAGGCGGCAGAUGUGGAAAUAUCGAUCCUUCACACUUGAGCCGAAGAACACAGCAUUUAGACUAUACAGCUAGAGCAAGGCCACGGCGUCGUAGAUAGCCCUCCAUCCCCUCCAACCACAACU
Neohortaea acidophila is the source of this 1519-nucleotide messenger RNA. Its product is annotated as HAD-like domain-containing protein. Gene Ontology annotation, biological process: L-serine biosynthetic process; dephosphorylation. Gene Ontology annotation, molecular function: magnesium ion binding; L-phosphoserine phosphatase activity. The record is from RefSeq and is a predicted model, not a curated record. Bases 377 to 1435 code for a protein of 352 amino acids. Gene Ontology annotation, cellular component: cytoplasm. NCBI's taxonomy places the organism in Eukaryota, Fungi, Ascomycota, Dothideomycetes, Mycosphaerellales, Teratosphaeriaceae. The transcript has a single exon.